AUGAUUGAUUUUCAGUUGUCGCCAGAACAAUUGGCUAUGAGAAAUGCUGUUAGAGGAUUUGCUCGUGCCAAUCUGCAAACAGCAAGGUCGAUAUAUGAGGCUCAAAGAGCAUCAUCUUCAGCGUGGGAGGACCGCUUUCGCUCAACCCAACCUAUUUACGCUGAAGCCGUCAAAGCCGGCCUGAUAAAGGCUCAAGUCCCAAAACAGCUCGGCGGAGCAGGUGGCCCUCUGAUCGAGGCUGCUCUUGUCGUGGAAGAGUUCUAUGCUGUCGAAACCAGCGCGUCUUUGACUAUCCUAGGUACUGGAUUGGGUUUGACCCCCUUGAUCAUGUCCGGCUCCCCCGAGCACAGCAAGUUCUUCAAGCCAUUCCUUGACGGUACAGGAACGCCGCUGGCCAGUCUCGUUUUCUCUGAGCCUGGAGGGAGUGCGAACUUUGCAGAAGCAGGUGCAUCUGGUUUUGAGACAGUCGCUCAAUUGCAAGGCGAGGAAUACAUCAUAAAUGGGGAAAAGGUGAGUGAUCUGCGUUUCUGCUCAUUCGAGUUGGUUACCGACAGGAUGCAGAUAUGGGCGACAAAUUGUUCAGGCUGGGAUGACAGGGGUGCGGACGUGCAGUGCGUGCUAUGCCGCGUCGAGGGUUCAGCGGCCGUGGACGAUGUUCGUGGGCAGACAGCAAUCAUCAUCGUCACCCGACAGGAUAUUGCUAAGAAUGACGCGAGCGCAUACUCCGUGCUUUCUCAUCCCGAGACCAUUGGUCACACAGCCGUCAAUGGGCCGCACAUUCGCUUCAAGAACCUGCGUGUCCCAAGAUCCAACCUACUUGCUCCUCCUGGGAAAGGAGCAGAUCUGGUUGAGAUGACAUUUACUGCCUCCGCUGCUCUCGUGGGCGCGAUGGGCGUGGGCAUUAUGCGACAGACAUUUGAUCGGGUUCUUGCAUGGGCCAAAGAAAAUCGACGAGGCUCAAAAGAGGCUAUGAUCCAGAAACAAAGCGUAGCAGAUCUGUUGAUCAAGAUCAAGACUCGAUGUGAAGCAACCAGAGCUCUAGUCUGGAAGGCGGCAUGUUGUUUUGGCAGCACUCGGUUCGGAGCUGAACUCUGCUAUGAAGCCAAAAUCUUUGGAUCCGAAAGUGCUGUUGAGUGUGUCAUGGAUGCCAUCAAUUUGGUAGGGGUAUCGGCAUACUCGCGAACCCAGCCAUUUGGAGACCUGCUGAACGAUGCUGUUGUCCUGCCGAUAUUUGAUGGCGGCAAUGUAGGGGUUCGACGGAGACAGGUUGAAGCUAUCUUUGCUCAAGACGCCGUGUACAAGAUGCCGAAAGCGGUCAAGGGAGCUCUACUACAAUGCGACCCGCCUCAGAUGGCUAUGGUGCGGAAGAUUGACCGCGAAUCCAACAACGCAUACAUCAUUGAGGAAAUCGACGAUCAUACAUGUUUGGUCAAGGAGACCAAAGUGGAAGAGAUCAAAGCGCGAGUCAAAGAGCUCAUGGAUGCGGCCAUGGGCAUGGAUGAGGACGACAAUGACGACAAGGACAGCGACCUGGAUUGAACGCAGCCAGAGUACGAGGUACUCCAAGUCAAGGCGUAUACACUUCUCCAAAGAUCUUCGCAGGGACAAAGUGGGCGAGACGGGACCUUCUGUACCCAUGUUUAUCGAAAGUGGUGAAUACAGACUUGGCCGAAUGGACCACUUGUGUCAUGGUAGAACAUAACCAAAAGCGAGCUAGAGUGUUCCCGAACGCAGCUCGUCGUUCACAAUCCUCUUGAAUUGAGACUUGAGGAAAUCAGGAGCACCAGAGGAGGUGGCAAAAGGCUGGUGAACAGGAAAAUGCAUUGAUGGGAGAGGCAUAUGCGUAGCACCAACCACCCUACAGAAAUGACUACGGGGGUGGUUCAUAGGCUAUGGUGGGUAUGUGCUGGUAUCGGGGUAGCGGUUACGCGGCAAAAUGCAGCAGGAAUCCCUAAGCGAGCACGCAAAAGGUUUAUUCGUAAGAGGGAAGUGCAACAGUAGAGAGGGAUCUACAUGCAAGAUUCGUACUCAGCUUGAAAACUUGGUAAGAGGGGUUUGUCGAAUACUGUCAUUGCUUGAUCGCAAGGAAUUGGAUACAGUAGACAGCUGCUGGAAUGAAUC
Molecule: messenger RNA, 2121 nt
Organism: Exophiala oligosperma
Lineage: Eukaryota; Fungi; Ascomycota; Eurotiomycetes; Chaetothyriales; Herpotrichiellaceae
Exons: 2
Coding region: 1-1539 (512 amino acids)
Biological process (GO): transcription initiation at RNA polymerase II promoter; nucleotide-excision repair; butyrate catabolic process
Cellular component (GO): transcription factor TFIIH core complex
Molecular function (GO): flavin adenine dinucleotide binding
Source: RefSeq, a predicted model, not a curated record